This is a messenger RNA of Daldinia decipiens, 1763 nucleotides long. RefSeq lists its product as uncharacterized. The transcript has 3 exons. NCBI's taxonomy places the organism in Eukaryota, Fungi, Ascomycota, Sordariomycetes, Xylariales, Hypoxylaceae. The coding region runs from base 199 to 1458 and encodes 419 amino acids. The record is from RefSeq and is a predicted model, not a curated record.
UAACUAUUCAUUUAAAACUUGGGGUUUACGAUCUUAAUAACCGCACUUGCUAUCAAACCAUCAACCCAGUAUCGCUUCAUCAUAUUUUCUACCUACCCACUUAGUCAGCACCCGACUACAUUAUUUACCACCACCACCCCCACCAUCUAUCUUCUAUCCAUUCUAAGUACGAAUACGUCACAACGAACACCGGCCACAAUGGCAGCUCCGAAGCAUGAUCCUCUUGAGAUCUUAGACAAGAUGUUCAACGAAGUUCUUGUGCAAACUGGGAAGCAUCUUAAAGCAAAUGCCAAGGAUGGACCAAGGAACGUUAGCGCGAGCAACGCGAUACGCGCAAAGACGUCAGAUUCAAUGACGACGUAUCAUUAUGCUUUGGACGAUCUUGAAAGCGAAAUUAUUAGAGCCAAGGCCGUUAUUCUGCGGGAUCUAGAGAAGCUACAUGCAGCCCGAGCUCCCGUUCCUGCUCCCGCUCCAGCUCCAGCUCCAGCUCCAGCUCCGCAGCCUGUGGCACCACCGGCACCAAUGAUGGAAUUGCCGUCCUCAGCGGCACAUACCAUAAGCGCCACAGCCUUUGCUCCCAAGCAGCAGCACAAGCCGACAGCCCCGUUUCCCGACAUGGGUAUGGGCAUGGGCAUGGGCAUGGGCAUGUCUACCGACGUAGUUGACCUGACCUCUAACGACAAGAAGCCAUCGCCACGGGUCUCAGCCAGUGCUAUCAGGCCGCCAGUUAGAGCCACUCCGCCGAUAAAGAACGAAGUGAAGCCCUCUCCGAAGCAGCUACAUAAGCCCUCACCCAAGCUAGCUCAACCCAUUAAGGUGACCCCAGUGCCUCCGCCGCAGAUCCCCCGGCUGCAACCCCCUCAACCAUCUGCCAUCGGAGCAGCGGCUACAACCAAGUCGCAGCCCACAGCACCGAGUGCCCAACCCAGUAAACAGGUCCAAGCUAUACCAGCAGCACAAGCCGCCCAGGACGCUACUUUAAACGCUAUGCUGGUGCCUGCUAACGCCGUAGGUGGCGAUACUAAUACGGCAGGGGGUAGCAAUACGCUAGGCUUCACAGACAUGCAAUUCUCCCUUGCACCAUCGAACACUGAAGCGUCGGGCGCACCUCCAGCUCCGAUGCCCGAAUUUGAUCUAACGACGUUUGCUCCUCAGGGAGGGGGUAACGACAUGUCACUAGAUUCCUCUAGGCUUGGCAACACUACUGCAGGGGCCGCUACAGGAACUGGUCAGAACAACAUAACGGUACCCCCACAGCAACCAAAGGAAGAGGACAAAACUGAUACAAACCUCGAUGACUUGUUCAACCUAGACAAUACCAACGGUGGAACGGACAACAUGUUUGACUUGGGAGGUGGAGGUGUUAAUGACAGUACCUUUGACGAUAUGAUGUACUUCGACAACAACAACGACGCGGAUCUAGCACAGUUUGACGAAGAAUACUUCAACUUCCAGUAACAGGACAAGUGAACGGUUUAUAUCACUGUUCUUAAGGAAAAGAUCGAAUACUAUACGAUGGCAGGUUUAGAAAAAAGGUAUAUCAUCACAUUAUAAGGGGAAACUUCAAGCAAUCUGUUUCUUAGCUCCGGCCUUGGUCGAGAUUAUAGCUAGCAAAAUAUCUCGGACGAUAGAGUGCUGGAAGGUCCUAACUAGCGUACAAUAUAUAUUGGUUCCACAUUAAUCUGUCGACUUACAAAAGUAACUAUGGUUUGAUUAGUUUAGUCUCUAUGUAGGGACAGUAUUUGAGGUAUAUAUGAAGUACG